Molecule: messenger RNA, 1218 nt
Organism: Microthlaspi erraticum
Lineage: Eukaryota; Viridiplantae; Streptophyta; Magnoliopsida; Brassicales; Brassicaceae
Source: the annotation of a GenBank genome assembly
AUGUCAAACGGCAAAGAGUCUUCAGACUCUUCACAGGUUAGUAAUCUUCCUGAUGAUAUACUGUUGAACUGCCUAGCUCGCGUCUCGAGAUUGUACUAUCCGACUCUCUCCUUAGUUUCCAAGAGAUUUCGUUCUCUCACUGCAUCGAUUGAGCUUUACCAAACCCGAACGCUCUUAGGCCGCACCGAGACUUGUCUUUAUCUGUGCAUCCGCUCUCCUGGUUUUAAGACUUUUAACCAACGUUGGUUCACACUAUGCCGAAAGCCAACUCGAACCCUAAACCCUAACCCUAACCCUAACUCAGGAUGGUUCACUUCAUGCUUUAGACCGCAUAAAGUCCCAAAGAAUCCUUCUAGGAAGGAAGAAAAUCUUAUGGUCUCUGUCCCAACACGCAAUGAUUCUCCUCCGUUCUGGACUGGUGCCGCAACUGGUCCUAACAUCUACGCGAUUGGCGUAUACACUGAUGAUGAUGGGUUUCCCUCGUCUAAGGUCUUGUACUUGGACUGUCGAUCUCACACUUGGCACGAAGCUCCAUGUAUGCACAAGGCGCCUCCAAGCAUCCCUGCACUAGGGCCUGCACUAGGGACUGUCGUGAGUGUUCUUGAUGGGAAAAUAUAUGUCACGGAAGACUGUAACGAGCCUGGUUCCUCAAGUUUAAUCGAGUGUUUCGAUCCGAAAACUCAAAUAUGGGAGCGUGUGUCAAACCCUACUGCAGAGAUGCUCCGCGAAAACACCAUUUAUAAAAGCUUAGCUAUCGACGGAAAGCUUUACCUGUUUGGGACUGAUUAUAAUAUGGUUUACACGCCCGAGGAAAAUAAAUGGCAAGUCGUAGGAUCCACGACUUGGUUUAAUUGGAUUCCUUGGGAUCCUACUUGCGUGAUAAGCAACGUAAUGUACAGUACACGAUAUAGCAAAACGCUCCAUUGGUACAACUCCGAGGGAAUAGUGUGGAGAGCUUUGAAGGGUUUGGAAAAGCUUCCUAGUUUGCCAAUGUGUAGUGAUCGUGUUAGAUUGGUGAAUUAUGGUGGAAAGAUUGCGGUUUUUUGGGAGGGUGAUAAUGCUAUUAUCUCUGACGAGAAGUUGAUUUGGUGUGCUGUGAUCGCGCUUGAAAGACGCAGCGACGAACAAGAGGUUUAUGGGAAGAUUGAGUGGUGUGAUGUUGUGCUUACGGUUCUCAAGUCAUUUGGUUUAUUUGAAUUACUCGCUGUUGAUGUUUGA